Ostertagia ostertagi is the source of this 453-nucleotide messenger RNA. The record is from the annotation of a GenBank genome assembly. Lineage: Eukaryota; Metazoa; Nematoda; Chromadorea; Rhabditida; Trichostrongylidae.
CAAUCGGGAGGCGAACGUAGUUAUUACGUAAGAGGUCGCUUGGUUUGCGGAAUUCAAGGAGCUCAAGGAGCAAGAGUCUCCUUGUGGGAGAACAGAGGUGGAGGCCAACCAGACGUGCAUGACGAAGACGUGAUUGACGCUUCUGGAACAGUCAGUCUGAAAGCCGAGAUACGUGGAAGCAGUGGCGGAGGUUUCGGCAACGGAAAUCUGAUGAUGACAAUCAUGCAUAACUGUGACGGAAACAGGCAGUUGACCAUUGCCCUCCCGCCGUCCUACUACAAUCAGGGAAUAGUUGCAAUCAAGACUUUUGACCUUGGUACCAUUAAUCUCGAGGCUCGCUAUUCUGAGGAGAGUAGUGGAUUCAAUGGUGGUGGUCGUGGAGCAGGAUUUGGUAGUGGUGGUCGCCUUGGUGGUUUUGGACAAUUUGCUGGAUUACCUCAACCAAUCCAAUGA